GCUGAACAGAGUGAAAAUCAAAGUUGUGGACAGCUCGUCAGAAGAGUUCUCAAAGCAGAUUUAUAAUACACAUAACUGCGACUGGAGCCAUGGCAACCGACUCAUGGGCUUUUGCGGUGGACGAACAAGAGGCUUCAACCAAGUUUAUUCGCAAUUUACGGAUUACGGACGUCGGAGAUGCACCUGUACUUCACUCUAAUGGAAAAAAAGCUGUUGAUGAUGGUGACAAAUCGGACGAAGAGGAGAAAGAGGACAAAGCCACACAGUCUCUCUUAAAUAAGCUGAUCAGAAGCAAUCUAGUCAACAACACAAACCAAGUGGAGGUUCUUCAGAGGGAUCCAAACUCCCCUCUGUAUUCAGUGAAGACAUUUGAGGAGCUAAGACUGAAACCACAGCUACUCAAAGGCGUGUAUGAAAUGGGCUUCAACAGACCCUCUAAAAUCCAAGAGAACGCCCUUCCCAUGAUGCUCGCAGAACCACCUCAGAAUCUGAUCGCUCAGUCUCAGUCUGGCACUGGUAAAACGGCGGCCUUCGUCUUGGCCAUGCUCAGCCAUGUGGACCCAGCCCUUAAAUGGACACAGUGUUUGUGCAUUUCUCCCACUUAUGAGCUCGCUCUGCAAACGGGUAAAGUCAUUGAGCAGAUGGGCAAAUUCUACCCAGACGUCACACUGGCAUAUGCAGUUCGUGGACACAGAAUGGAGCGUGGCGUUAAAAUCAGUGAGCAGAUUGUCAUCGGGACACCUGGGACCGUUCUAGACUGGUGCAUCAAGCUGAAACUCAUCGACCCAAGGAAGAUCAAAGUGUUUGUUUUGGAUGAAGCUGAUGUCAUGAUCGCCACACAGGGCCACCAGGACCAAAGCAUCCGCAUUCAGAGAAUGCUGCCCAAAGGCUGCCAGAUGUUACUUUUCUCUGCUACGUUUGAAGACACUGUGUGGAAGUUUGCAGUGCGGGUCGUGCCGGACCCCAACAUCAUCAAGCUCAAACGAGAAGAGGAGACCCUGGACACUAUCAAGCAGUACUAUGUGCUCUGCAACAGCAAGGAGGACAAAUACAAUGCACUCUGUAACAUUUAUGGAGCUAUCACUAUAGCACAAGCAAUGAUCUUCUGUCAUACUCGUAAAACAGCCAACUGGCUCGCAGGCCAGAUGUCUAAAGAAGGCCACCAGGUGGCGCUCCUCAGUGGUGAAAUGGUAGUCGAGCAAAGAGCUGCAAUUAUUGAACGAUUCAGAGAUGGCAAAGAGAAGGUUCUUAUCACUACUAAUGUCUGUGCACGAGGCAUUGAUGUCGAACAAGUGUCCGUGGUGAUCAACUUUGACCUGCCUCUGGACAAAGACCACAAUCCAGACAAUGAAACGUACCUCCACAGGAUCGGGAGGACCGGACGAUUUGGCAAGAGAGGGCUUGCCAUCAACAUGGUGGACAGCCAGCACAGCAUGGAGAUUCUCAAGACAAUUGAAAGGCAUUUCAAUAAGAAAAUUCUGAGGCUGGAUACAGAUGAUCUUGACGAAAUCGAAAAGAUCGCCAACUGAAAUAAUGAAGACCUUAAAUGCACUGCACAUUGCAUAAUCAAAAUCAGUUCUGCUAUUACCUCGUUCCAUUUGAUGCUUCAUUAACCAACAUUGGUGAAAGCUAGAGUUGCAAAGACAAAUGUUUACAUGAAUUACAGAGAACAGUUUACGCUUUAAUCUUUGGGCCAAAAGUUUUGAUUCCAAGCUAAUAGUUGUUACAGGAGGAAUCAGUUUGGGUUUGAAAGAGUGUUACAGCACUAAUUCCUAUAUUUAGUCUUGUUUCCUAAUUUUAUGUAGACCUUUUGUCCGUUAGCUGCUCUACUAAUUAAGCAUAUUUUGCAUUGUGUUGCACUGUUAAAUAAUUAGACUACCUUUUGAUCUUAAAUGUGAAAAGAAUUCUAACUGAAUUAAAUAUAUAAGCUUAUUAGAGUAUUCAUUAUAUAGAGGAUCAGACUUGAACUUUAGUGUGCAUACAAAGUCAUAAGGCACACAAAUAACCAACCCUAAAACACUUAACAUUGCUCAGGUGCACUUUAAAAUUAGAGAUUUUGUAAUAAGAAUUAUUGUGGAAGCACAAAAGAGUAUUAUAUUGAUGUUUAACAACAACAACAAAAAUGUAUUGAACUGCAUUCAAAACUUUAGAGUAUAAUUUUUUUUAUGGUAUAAUGCAAGGUUCCUUGAGUUGUUUUGAAGUUUAAAGAGGAAACCGUUAAUGUUGAGACCAAAUGAGAUGGGUUUUUUUUUUUUUUAACAAUGUCUAAACCUAUUCAUGUUUUUGAAAUGCAGCACUUGUACCAAUUGCAAUUAGGAACUGAAAGAUAAUAGAUAAUAAUAGAAAAUUAUUGCACUGCUGCUAUAUGCAAAAAGCUAAAUAACAACUUUUGUUACAUUUUUGCUGCUCAAGAAAUGCAAUUUGUUUGACUGAAACAGUUUGCAUUUGUGAAUGCUGUGAGUGAAGUUUACUAAGAAUUGAAGAGCUUUAAAAGUAUUUUUUUCUGCAGCAUUUCAGUUUCUUUUCUUGCACAUUUGCUGCAGUUGUUUUAUAGUUGUUUGUUCUAAUAAUAAAUAACCAACU
Molecule: messenger RNA, 2583 nt
Organism: Xyrauchen texanus (razorback sucker)
Lineage: Eukaryota; Metazoa; Chordata; Actinopteri; Cypriniformes; Catostomidae
Product: ATP-dependent RNA helicase DDX19A-like
Exons: 12
Coding region: 90-1529 (479 amino acids)
Biological process (GO): poly(A)+ mRNA export from nucleus
Cellular component (GO): cytoplasmic stress granule; nucleus
Molecular function (GO): RNA helicase activity; RNA binding; ATP binding
Source: RefSeq, a predicted model, not a curated record